This is a messenger RNA of Linnemannia hyalina, 3141 nucleotides long. Lineage: Eukaryota; Fungi; Mortierellomycota; Mortierellomycetes; Mortierellales; Mortierellaceae. The record is from the annotation of a GenBank genome assembly.
AUGGCCAAUGGAAAGAACAGGUUGUUCUGGCUGACCAGUCUGGCCAUCGCAUCAAUACCCCUCGCCGUCACCUUCUAUGGCAUCCACAGCGACCGUCGAUGGCUAACGAUUCUCUCCUUCGUCGUCUUCGUGAUAUGUCUCCUCCUCUCGACCUGCACCUUUGUCUCCUGGAAGACCUUCAAGUUUUCGACACCCAUCAUCCUCCAGGUCCUCCAUGGCAUAUCCUACGCCCUCUCGCCUCUCGUCAACAUCCUCAGGAACAUCCCUGUGCUCAGCAACGUUGUCAAUGGCUCUAUUAAGCUGAUCUUCUGGUCCUGGUUCGUCAUCCUCAUGUUCUCCGACGUCCUCGUCCGCAAGCUGCUCAAGGGCUUUGUCGGCCUUCACGAACCAAGUGCCGGGCAGUAUUCGACCGUCAAUGCGUGUGACACUAACUUUCAGCCAUGUGGAGAAUUCGGUAAAGUUCUCGACAAGGAAAAAGUCAAGCGGAUCGAGGAGGGCGGACGCAACUUUGAAAACGAUCACGACUAUGACGAGCGCAAAAUCGCCCUCCGACCACGGAACAAUACCAACAACAAUGGCAGCAGGAAAUCAAAGGAGCGACCAAAGUCCAUGCACAUGGAUUUCAAGUACAAGAUUUCAGGAAAGGAUGGUUCCGACCUCGCAUCAAUGUCGAGCGCAGACUGGGCCCAGGUGCUCCAGAUGGCCAACAUCGACAAGGCUCGGUACGGCAGCGAACAAGGGUUCGACGACGACGGUCAUCUCCCCUCAGCAGACUCCUCCCAGGCCAAGCAAGGAGGCGAUCGCCCACGUUACUCCCAGCCCAUUGCUACUACCCUCGCCAUGGUAGCAAAGCUCGUCUACGAGGAUGUACCCAUCAUCCGACACGAGCUCGCAAGAUCAGGAUACGACCUGCACUCGUUCCGUGCUAUUGCAUACAGGAACACCUGCGGAUUUAUUGUGCAAAAGGGACGCAACAUUGUUCUAGUUUUCCGCGGAACCGACCCUCUCAACCUCCAAAACGCAUGGACCGACCUGCAAUCUCGCCUCGUCCCUAUUCAGACACUACAGGAUCCACCCGUGCCGCUGGGGAAAUGUCACAAAGGCAUGUACAACGCACUGGGGAAGGCAGACGACUUUCUUUUACCUUCAGAGCAAUUGGCACAGCAACAACGAGAGGAGAGUCGCCUGGGCCGCCGUCGGUACAGCGACACAGAUUUGGACGAGCACGGCUACCCCUUGCAUUUGGACGAGUCUUUGCCUGCGCAUCACUCAACCACCAGCCCAGCCUCAUCUUUCCGUUCGGAAGCCACACGGACCAACACUCUCAACCUGGAACUUUCGAACCAGUCGGUCUACCAGACCAUCGUUACAUCUAUUCGCGCAGCCUAUAUCCUCAUUAAGUUCCUGGUCGUCGGACUCUUUACGCACGUUGCAGACCCUGUCGACUAUCGGUUUGCAGGCGAGAUCAGAGAUCUGGGCGCAUUUGCUCAGGCCUGCCGAUGGGUGGACGGAUUGAGGCUCGAGCAUGCGGAGAGAGAAUACAAGAAGAUGCAAAAGCCAAGGGGAUCGCAUCCCCGAGGACACUCGUCAGGUUCGAGGCGGAUAAGCAGAAGCAACAGUCUGGGCGGUCAUUACUCGCAGGACGAGCUGGACUAUCUGCAGGAUGUUGAUGGUUGCGACGCCGGGCGGAGGCGCAGACCUAGUCUUUCAGGAAGUCAAGGAUCUAUCAGAGCCUCGACAAGACGACUUUCCUUGACGAACGCCCACACCGUUGGUCAGUCGCAUCACCGGAGACGACUUUCAGGUCAAGCGUCAGAUAACAAGGAUCCCUUCCAAUCGAUGGAAUCGUGGAGAGACAUUGGCAACUCUAUUCUGGACAUUUACAACAACCAGUACCGCAACGAGCAGGACGGUGACUACAAGCGCAAAAAGCUUCGGUUCUAUAUCUGCGGUCACAGUCUGGGAGGAGCACUCGCGACCAUCUUCUUGGCCAAGAUGGUCGAAUGUAACUCGCCGCUCUUGGAUAUCUUUUCUGGCCUCUACACGUUUGGUUGUCCAAGGCUGGGAGACAAGGACUUCAGUCACGCAUUCGGACAACGGUUGGCUUGCAAGAUGUUCCACCAUGUCCACAACAAUGAUGUCUUUCCGCGCGUACCAUUCUGGGGCACGUACGAGACACCUCCUGGUACACUGGUCUUUAUCGACUCCUCCCGCAAUCUGACUUUAUACCCACCCGACCCAGUCACACUCAUGCCGGUCCCUGUCCGAGGCAUCUCCUUUAUGCAUCUUUCUGGUAUCCUGAACGUCCGUGUCAUUAUGAGGAUGCGACAGGAGUCUUGGCUCCGUCUCCUGGAGCGAAUUGUCCUGCCUUUCUUCAUGAAUGACCAUUUCCCAGGAGACUAUGUCAAGGCGCUGGCCGAGGGAAAGAUUGAGAUUGUGGUUCAGGAUACGGCUCACUAUGGUGGCGUUGAUGAGACAGAGACCAGCAAGGCUGCUCAGCGCGGAUACUUUUCGUUCUUUAGACGGAAAGUUAGCAAGGCUGCCGAUUCCAAGCCAGCUCAAGUUGUUCUUCCAGAGACCAGUGGGGGAGUGCAAGAAAACGGCAAAGCAGAUUGCAGUCUGGGAUCUAGAAGGAGAGCAGUCAGUUUUGGUGGGAAAGCUAUGGGACGGGGAGGUAUCUUGUCGGAUUCGUUGUCGGGCGAGAAUGAUAGUGGGUACGGUGCAGGGAACCGGUCGGAUGAGGCAAAGAACUCUAAAGUGCGCAGGCGCAUCAUCAAAUAUACCUAUCGCGACGACGAGGACGAGGAUGAUACUCCUGUCCGUGGCGAUUAUUCUCGACAAUCCAGGGACAACAGCAACAGGAGCAGUUGGAUGGAUACGGCAGAUGAGGAUGGUGCAGAGGGGCAGGUCCACUGGCGAGAGCUAGCGGCGGAAUCAAGUCAAGCACGAGCUGGCGGUAGUCGACAGAGAUCGGGGUUGCGCAGGUCGCGGUCGUCGUCCCUGUCCAGGUCUUAUAGUCGGGGGUCUUUCCUUCCACCGAAGCACAACCAUACGCGGAGAGGAAGUAUUGGUGAGGGUAGGCAGAGGAGCAUGUCUUCGCCGUAUCAGUCAGGCAAACUGUCAAAGCACGAGAUUCGUUAG